UAUAUAAUAUAGAUGAUACCUUUAAAAUACUCUUUUCUCUCUUCAUUAUCUUAGAUUUACAUGAUUCAUAGAAUCCAUGCAUUUAAGUAUCUGAAGAUGAAAAUUGUGACCAUUGAAGCCAAUGGCAUUGGAGCAAGUUUUGUCGGAUCGGGACAGUGAAGAUGAAGUUGAUGAUGAUGUUGCAGAUUUUGAAGAUAGACGGAUGCUAGAUGAUUUUGUGGAUGUUACUAAAGACGAAAAGCAAAUGAUGCAUCUCUGGAACUCAUUUGUGAGAAAGCAACGGGUACUGGCAGAUGGUCAUAUUCCUUGGGCAUGCGAAGCAUUUUCAGAAUUGCAUGGUCAAGAUCUUGUCCGGGCGCCAGCCCUUCUUUGGUGCUGGAGAUUAUUUAUGAUCAAAUUAUGGAAUCAUGGUCUCCUUGAUGCGCGAACCCUGAACAAUUGUAAUAGAAUACUUGAACGAUGCCAGAGCCAAGACAUGGAUAUUGUGAGAAGCUAAAGAGGGUGUCCCUAUUCUGGUACCCCCUCCGAAUAUGGUUCCGUACCUGAAGUUACAGCUCAAUCGGGAUUAAUUACAAUUCAAUUAGAGUCAUGUUACGAUUGACAUUUAGUUACAUUUUAAUUGUGGUCAAUUUAUGACUCACAAAAGUGGGGAUCGAUUCUGAACGAUUUUAUUUUGUCAUAAUCUUAUUUGGUUUAAUUAUAACUUAACCUGGCCGAUAUUGAAAAUUAAUCAUUCGGGCCGACACUAGUGAUGCAAAGUUGACUAAUUUUGUCAAAAAGGCAUGUAACUCCUCUGUAUGGGUUGACAAAGUGGUCAAACUUGGUAUAGAGUGUAAAUUCAUACGAUCUUUCAAGCUGCUAAAAAAAUGAGUUUAAUUUGUUCUCGUGGUUUCUAG
Messenger RNA from Ilex paraguariensis (yerba mate), 896 nucleotides. NCBI's taxonomy places the organism in Eukaryota, Viridiplantae, Streptophyta, Magnoliopsida, Aquifoliales, Aquifoliaceae. The record is from the annotation of a GenBank genome assembly.